Molecule: messenger RNA, 1149 nt
Organism: Pseudomassariella vexata
Lineage: Eukaryota; Fungi; Ascomycota; Sordariomycetes; Amphisphaeriales; Pseudomassariaceae
Product: mitochondrial biogenesis AIM24-domain-containing protein
Exons: 3
Coding region: 1-1149 (382 amino acids)
Biological process (GO): inner mitochondrial membrane organization
Cellular component (GO): mitochondrial inner membrane
Source: RefSeq, a predicted model, not a curated record
AUGCGCAGUGCCUCUGCGGUGAUCUGCCGACGUCGGACAAUCCCAUUAGCAGGUCGGACUAGCUACAUUUGCCGGCAAUGUAGGGCCAUUCAGAUCAGCUCGUCGCCGACGAUAGAAUCAUCACGCCUCAGCGGGGAUGCCUUCGGUGCAUCCUUGGAUGCUUCUAAGGAUGCUGCAGAUGCCCGAUUCGAAGUGCUAGGGUCACCCUACUCGCUGCUUUCCGUCUCUCUUUCGGCGUCGCAGAAGCUGUACACAAGAAGAGGAACGCUGGUUGCGUUGUCAGGCAAGGCGCAAAAUGCGCAGUCGACCCUCUCUCUACUCUCACCCAUCAGUCGUGCUCCUUUCGGUGUGCCCUUCUUCUACCAACGCAUCACCUCGACGACACCCCUCACAGCCUUGAUAUCGACAAAAUCGCCAACAACGACAUUCAUGGUCCUCCAUCUCGAUGGUACCACAGAUUGGAUGGUUGCACAGCGGUCGGCACUACUAGCAUGGACAGGUCACACCCUCUCAGUGACGCCUCGCAUUCAACGCCGACUACCCCUCGCGCACUGGGGAUCCUCUGAGCUCACUGGCCGUGGACUAGCGGCUUUGUCAGCACCAGGACAUAUAUACCAAAUGACGCUAGGAGAAGGCGAGGAAUUCGUAGCCCAUCCAUCCAACGUCGUGGCUUACACCAUGACGAGGAGCCCCCCGCUACCCUUCCGAUUCAAGAGCACCGGCAUAAAUUUCCAGGUCCCUUCCGUGACGAACUGGCUUGGCGACAUUAAGUUCUUCCAGUCCAUGCGGCAAACGGACGUGUACAAGUUCCUGGCCGGGCUUAUGUUUAGCCUACGGACAACUGCGAGGAGGACGAUAUGGGGCGACAGGCUGUUCUUGCAGUUCCGCGGCCCGAUGACGCUCCUCAUGUCGAGUAGAGGAGCGAGCAUCAGGGAUGUCUUGACGAAAGAUGACGUCAACGAGAUUGCGGAUGCCCCUGGCGGAGCUGCGCCCGCGGCUGUGGAGCUGGUUACGAAGCCGCCUGUGGACACACCGAAGAAGACCGUUGAACCUACGAUACGGGCACAUGUUCCUAGUGUUGGCCAGGAUGGCAAGGUGAAGUCAUCGGAUGACAAGAAGUUGGAAGACGUUGAGAAGCCAAAACCAUAG